AUGUCCACUGCGUUUGUUUCUAGAAGUGGUCAUCGACUCAUUGACCCAGUGGACGCAAGUCCACUACGGUUUGUGUCCUUUAAUAUUCCGUCGCUUACUGUCAUUGAAGACAGUCCAAUAGGGUGGGGUCGCCCUGAUUCAUUUGAGCAAUACGAUGCUCUUGAAUCCAUACGUCAGCUUGGUGGGAGAGUAGCCCGUACUUACACAUUGAGUAUUCCCAGUCUAUCCAACGAUACCUCUCGUCAUAUUAUCCCUAAAGCAAACUAUGGAACACCCAAUGUCACUUGGGUUCUGAAUGAAGACAUGUUCAAGAGUCUCGACAGUGCCAUAGCAACUGCUGGUAGACUUGGCAUUUAUCUUAUUAUUCCGUUUAUCGACAACUGGGAAUUUUGGGGUGGAAAGUUGUCUUUUGCUGCCAUGUACGGAAGCACCAACUUUUUUAAUGAUGAUGUUGUCAUGAAUGGAUUUCGACUGUUGAUUGCUACAGUGUUGAAUCGCAACAACACAAUCACUGGAGUGCCUUACUCGCAAGACCCUCAUAUUCUGGCAUGGGAAACUGGAAACGAAUUAAGUCUGGAUGCGUCGACUGCAGUCCCUGCUGCAUGGACUCUAAAUAUCACUCAUUACAUUAAAUCCAUCGACGCGAAUCAUCUAGUCAUGGAUGGCAGUUUUGGAAUCUAUGGAUGGGAUGCUCAAUUGUUGGCUUCCAGUUCUCCUGUAGAUAUAUUCUCCAAUCACUACUAUCCCUUGCCCGCUCUUUUACUCCUUCAAAAACUGCCCAUGUACAUCAUCAUCAUUUUGAUUAGUUUAGGAGUGCUGUCGAUUAUUUCUUUGAUAAUAGCUGCACUCAUGUGGUUUCGUCCGGCUUUUUUUGGCAAUGUCUUGAUCCAUCCACAACAGACUUUGUCACUCUCUGUAGCUGAUCCCGAAUCAUUACGCGAUACUCGACCUGACACCUUGUUUCAACCAUACAAACAACCGGGCGAUGGAAAGCAGAUCGAAUCCAAUACCCCAUCAAAUACAUCCAAACUCGAUCGUUCUCGGCGUCAAAAAGUUGCUGUUUGUUUAAUGCUCGUAUUGACUUUUGUUUUUAUUGGAUCACUCGUCAGUAUUUUGACUACUCAACUGUUGAGUAAUUUUUACGCAUCAAGAUUACAGGCUGAUUCCUCAUUGAUUACAUCGCAUGAAAAAGCAUUCAUUGUUGGUGAAUUCGGAUUAGCUCAACCUAAUUCAAUUCAAUCGUUUAUCGACGCAUUGAUAUCUUCCAGCUCUGUAGGCGCCUUGUGUUGGAGUCUCAGGCCGCAUGCUCGAAAUGGUGGUUAUUUGUCUUUAGAUACACAUGCAGAAAAUAUUGGAUAUUGGUCCUAUCAUUAUCCUGGAUUUCCUUCCAAUGCUCAAAAUGGAUUUUCAAGUGACGAAAUACCACUCAUGAAUAUCAUGAAAACUGCUGCAGUGCGCAUGUCAUCUAUAACUGGGUAUACCCAUCCAACUGUAAAAAAACCAGAUCCACCCCUUCUUCUCAGCAGCAAAAUCACCACCAAAAGCUUGGACAUUAUUUGGCGUGGUUCUCCAGGUGCUCGAACGUAUACUGUACAGCAAUCUGUUGAUAACAUCUCGACAACAUUUCAAACUAUUGCUUCGGGUGUAAUGGAUAAUGUUAGUGCAGGCAGUGUAAUUCUCUCAGUUCCUGUACAAAACUUGACAUACAGCACACCAAUGAUUCGUGUACUUGCAGAAAACGACGCUGGUAUAUCGGACUAUUCGAAUAGUUUGGUUUCUAUAUCAAGUUGA
Batrachochytrium dendrobatidis JAM81 is the source of this 1791-nucleotide messenger RNA. RefSeq lists its product as uncharacterized. NCBI's taxonomy places the organism in Eukaryota, Fungi, Chytridiomycota, Chytridiomycetes, Rhizophydiales. Gene Ontology annotation, molecular function: mannan endo-1,4-beta-mannosidase activity. The coding region runs from base 1 to 1791 and encodes 596 amino acids. The transcript is spliced from 2 exons. The record is from RefSeq and is a predicted model, not a curated record.